GAAAAUAAAAAUAAUUUAGAAACUAAAAACGAAUUGUUAGUAAAGUACGAAAAUACAUUUAUUAAACAUUAUUAAGCGGCUUACUGACGCUUUUUAAUGCUGGAACAUUGCUUUAUAAAAAUAUAAAUUCUGUGCAUUUGUGCUUAACUAAUGAUUCAAAGUGUGCCGUUAUUAUAAAGUGUUGCCUAUUUUAAUUUAUUUAUACAACAGCAGGGAAGAAUAUUGCAUUCGUGCGGGUCCCGGCUUUAUCCUGUGCAACGAAAGGGCAGACAAGCUAGCAAAAAAAACAACAACAAAAAAAAAAACAACCAAAACAGCAAAUGUUGAAAUCGAGUCAAGUUAUAUCUAUAUCAAGUUAUCUGAAUUAGAUGGAAAGAGCAUAUGUGAAAUGAAAUACAGCAUCAGUGGCAUUAAGAAACAGCUGGAAGGCGUUUAUACUCUAUAUAUACAGAAAUAUACAAACAAAAUGGGUGUAUCAAGAGAUAAUGGUAAGAAUAUGAAUAAAUUUUAAGCAGAAUAAGGAGCAUUACAGCCUUAAAAGCACUCUUUAUAUUAUGGGAAAACGCCAGACAGUAGAUAGAAAUGUUGAAAGCAUUUUAAAAUGUGCAGAGAAAAGAAGUUUGGUUGUUUUUAAUGAAAGAAACUGUAGUGGAGAAUGUAGCGUAAAGGAAAUUCAGCACAGUAGGGGGCAGUAGUGCAACAAACCGGAUGCUGUAAAACUCCGAAGAAGAAGAAGACUUCCUCCAGUCCUGCGGGAAGCAGCAGAGAGCCGGUCUAUCGGGCUGAAGAAGACAAACAUCGGCUCCAGAGCACUUGCUGCUGUCAUUCAGUGUCUUCGCUGCACUUACAGACGGGUUUUUUUCCUCCUGGAUCCAGCGGAAAGAACUCAUCGGGAUUCUUUUAUUCGUCUGUGAAGCCUGCUCUAAACCCCGCGCUCUUCAGGACACCCCGGCAGUGAAUAACAUGGGUGUGCGCCGAGCAUCCGAUUAGUUCAGAAAGUACAAAGAGAGAAAACCCUGCGCUUCACCUACUUCGGCGGGAGAUCGUUUUCUUCUACACGUCGGACCCCGGUUACACGCUUCCGCUGGGGUUUACCUCGGAUUCGGAGCUGGACGGUUCCGCGCUCUUCCACAGACACAAGGCCGAUUUCUGUCGCCCGAACCUCGCGAGCCACCAUGGCUAAAGUGCAGGUGCUGAACGUGGCUGUUCUGGAUAACCCCAGUCCUUUCGGAAACCCGUUUCAGUUCGAAAUCACAUUUGAAUGCAUGGAGGACCUGCCUGAAGAUCUCGAGUGGAAGAUCAUCUAUGUGGGCUCUGCAGAGAGCGAGGAGUACGACCAGAUCCUGGACUCGGUUCUGGUCGGCCCAGUUCCCGCAGGAAGACAUAUGUUCGUCUUUCAGGCGGAUGCUCCAAACACGGGACUGAUCCCCGAGAGCGACGCGGUGGGCGUGACCGUAGUGCUGAUCACGUGCACCUAUCGGGGGCAGGAGUUCAUUCGCAUCGGCUACUACGUGAACAACGAGUACACGGACCCCGAGCUGCGGGAGAACCCGCCGGUCAAACCCGACUACACACAGCUGCAGAGGAACAUCUUGGCCUCUAACCCCCGCGUGACCCGUUUCCACAUCAACUGGGAAGCGACGAUGGACAAGAUGGAGGAUUCGGAGAAUGUAGACCCGGCCCCCAAUGCCAUGCUCCCGCCCUCCUCCAUGCCCGGCAAAGCCCCGCCCCUCGGACUCAUGCCCGACAACUCUAUGGACUGCUUAUAAAGCGCGAACGCGACCGCAACCUCGCUCGUGAAGUAAUAAAUGUGUUCUUUUGUAUUUAUACACCUACAGUUGUCCCACACGUGCUCUUAGCGCUGAGAUCGGACGCGGCAGCAGGGGGCCGGACCUGCAGCACCAGCAGACGUGGACUGUUCUCUUCUGUUUUUCUGUGGUGCACAUCACUAGUGAGGUGAAUCCCAUAAAAACGCGUUCGGUCGGCAUUUUCUUAGGAAGUACUAUAUUUUGCAGAAGCGUUUUAGGACUGUUAGUAUGUUUUGAGACUGUUCAGCCCCAAGCUGUCGUUACUGUAACCUCCAGAAACACGCUCGCGCUCAUCACCGUAAAGCAGAGUUGUUUAUGAUAACCAUAGAAUAGUACCAUACGGUGUCUUUUUUUAUUUCCUGUUAAGAAUUACCACUAAAAAGUUUCCCUUUUUUAAAAAAAAAAUUAAAUAAAUGUGACCUCGACAUGUUUUUUUGGCGAGAUUCAUCCUGCGGUCAGAAACCGGAGCAACUUUUCGGGAACACUUUGCUCGGAUGCGGUCGGUGUUCGGGACCCGAUUCCCGGCUUCCUGUCCGAGAUGAGUCGUUUUAAACCGAAUGCAAGUUGGUUCUUUCGUUGCCUUGUUUUCUUUCCGUGUGACGUUUUGUUUAUGAAAAGUCUGGGAUUUAAUAAAUACGAUCUUUUGUCUUUGUAAA
Molecule: messenger RNA, 2464 nt
Organism: Puntigrus tetrazona (Sumatra barb)
Lineage: Eukaryota; Metazoa; Chordata; Actinopteri; Cypriniformes; Cyprinidae
Product: histone chaperone asf1b-B
Exons: 4
Coding region: 1176-1769 (197 amino acids)
Biological process (GO): DNA replication-dependent chromatin assembly
Cellular component (GO): nucleus
Molecular function (GO): histone binding
Source: RefSeq, a predicted model, not a curated record